UUUUAAAAGGUGGAGAAACUGAGGAAAAACGGCGGACAUUUCGAAGCGCUCUCUCUCUUUGUGUGUCUAAUUUAACACUCUUCCACCAAACGCUUCGAUAACCAACCCUCUCUCUAUUUCAUUUCCUUUUUCCCCAUUUUGCCCCUUCCCUUCAUUGUCGAUUUCCCCCCUCUGUCUCUUCUCUUCCAAUGGAGUCCUCCGCUGCUCUCCGCUCCUUUCACUAUUCUGUAAGUGCUGUUUCAAAAGCUUGUUGCACGCAUGAAAGGCCCGGUACAUUUCAUAUGUCUUCUAGUUGCUGGCCAAAUUCAAGAAAAGCAUGUGUUCCAGGCUUGAUGUUUGGAGGGAAGAACAAUUCUUCUACAAGACGAACUGUAGUUUUAGCAUCCUCUGCAAAGACGCCUGAAGCUACAGCAACAGCCAAGUCAAAUGUUCCACCAGAGAGCACCAAGAAAGGCUCAUUGGAGAAGAAACCUUCACGGAAUGCAACUUUUCCAAAUGGAUUUGAGGCAUUGAUUCUGGAGGUGUGUGAUGAAACUGAGGUCGCGGAGCUGAAAAUGAAGAUUGGGGACUUCGAAAUGCAUCUGAAGCGGAAUGUUGCUUCCACAAAAGCUCCCAUGUCUAACAUUUCACCUACAACAGCCCCAUCAAUCCCAACUGAACCAAUGAAUGAAGCAGCUGCUGCUACCCCACCUCCAUCCCCACCUAAACCCUCUCCUGAGAAGCCUUCUCCAUUUAAAAGCUCUGCCUUUGGGCAGUCAUCCAAGUUAGCUGCCUUGGAGGCUUCUGGAUCUAGCAACUAUGUUCUAGUACCUUCUCCCGUUGUUGGUAUAUUCCAAAGAGGUAGAACAAUCAAGGGAAAAAGGCAACCUCCUAUCUGUAAGGAGGGUGAUUUGAUCAAAGAAGGACAAGUGAUAGGAUUCUUGAAUCAAUUUGGUUUUGAACUACCUGUUAAGUCUGAUAUAGCUGGAACAGUCUUAAAGAUCCUCUUCGAAGAUGGAGACGCCGUUGGUUACGGAGAUCCACUCUUUGCAGUUUUGCCAUCAUUUCAUGGCAUCGACUAAUCUCUUUCUCCUACCUAUGAUACUUUUGCAGAGAUAAUGUGACAGAGUCCUUGGGUAUGCAUUUUGUUUUCUCACAUCAUUUUGUGGUUUUACUUAUGGAGUGCCCCGAGCACGUGUAGUCGGUGAUCUGUACUCAAUGUUACUAAUCUAUUGAAUUCCCAGGAUUACCAUAGAACAAUUAUUUAAGCAUACUGUAGAUUGAAGAGAGGUUUAUCAAUUGUAUAACCUAAAUUCUUUUGUGUAAUAAGCUUUUAGACUUUUGUUGCUUUGAGUUUUACAUAAUGGACUAUGAUAUGUUAUUGAAA
Gossypium raimondii (Peruvian cotton) is the source of this 1366-nucleotide messenger RNA. Its product is annotated as biotin carboxyl carrier protein of acetyl-CoA carboxylase 1, chloroplastic. The transcript is spliced from 9 exons. The record is from RefSeq and is a predicted model, not a curated record. Lineage: Eukaryota; Viridiplantae; Streptophyta; Magnoliopsida; Malvales; Malvaceae. The coding region runs from base 189 to 1061 and encodes 290 amino acids.